Molecule: messenger RNA, 3054 nt
Organism: Trypanosoma grayi
Lineage: Eukaryota; Euglenozoa; Kinetoplastea; Trypanosomatida; Trypanosomatidae
Exons: 1
Coding region: 1-3054 (1017 amino acids)
Source: RefSeq, a predicted model, not a curated record
AUGAUGCAUCAGCUCUUGGGAUCGCUUCGCCUUGAGAAGUGCAACGCCAGGGGAAGUUGCAUGGGAAAUACAAGGGCUCGGCAUGCAAAAGAGGGCCACAAUGGCGACAUGGAGGAUGACACGGCCCAGGAGGUGGAGUACGUCCCCGCCACGUACCUACAGGGGAAGUACGUGCUGUUGUAUCUGCACGACCCCACAGGGAGUGGCAUUGAUGCUCAAAAACCUACGACAGCUCCUGUGCUCCCCUCCCCUCCGCUGAGCACGGGACACAGCAGUCUCUCUCAAUCCCCUCCGGCAACAUGCGGCACAUCUACUGCCGCGAAAACGCCACAGACAAGCGUGGCUUUUACGGCGACCCGUCCCAUGCAGAAUGAGGAUGCCACAACCGCUGGUAAUAGUAGGGUGCAAACCCGCAUCAAGUCGCUUCUAUACACAUUUUGUGGAUCAUUGAUACGACAACUAGAGGCGGCUUCCUCUCAAGAAGGGAAUACGGUGUGCCCCGUUGCCAUUUUUGAAGUACGCCAACCUAACCAUACAGAUAACCUCUCGCCGUCGGCUCAACCAUCUGAUGAACAACCGGCCGUUGCCACAGCUGCGGCGACUGCACCAGCCGAAGCAUCAACUGAUGGUCGCAAGAGCAGCGGCUCCGACGAUGGGAAGGAUGCAGCUUCUCUCUCUCCGACGAAGGUUGUGGGGGCUGGUUCAGUCUUUAUUGAGUCGUCACUUGGUACAGAACCCGUGUCUGAUACCGUGGUGAAUAGUAGUCCAUUUUUCGCUGGUUGGUUCUCUUUGGAAAGUGCAGCAGCGUACAGGCAGGUCGUCCAAACCUUUAGUGUAACCUCAUGGCCGUUGGUACUGCUUUUCGAUCCGUUUGGGAAAUUACUGACAAGCCGCACGUUGGACCACAUCGAACGGGAGAGAGAAUUCACUAAGAAGGUGGGAGACCAGCUGCUUUCGCUCCCAGUAUCGAUAGCCGGGGCGAAGGCUGAGCGCCACGCUGCAGAGUUUCAUUUGCGCUUUCCGUGGGUCGCGGAGGAGGCUGAGAUCGCUGGAGGCGCCGUUGUGGGGAGAAGGGGGAACACCUUUCCGUUUUUGCCGCUUCUCAGACGCGUCGUUCAGGAGGCACGUCGUGUGGGGGACCUCCUUGAUGAUGAGGCGGCCAUCGCUCAGCCCGAGACGGAGGCAGAUGAGGAGAGGAAGGAGGAUGAGGCGGAUGAUAAAUGGAACGCGUCUCUGGAAGGGGCGACCCACCUGGCUUUGUACUUUGGCAGCGGGUGGCACCCCGCCUCGGGCCGCUUCUUGCCGCGGCUGCGUCGCUUGUGGCUCACGGUCAAUGAAGGCAAUGACGGCAGUGACAGUGACGGUGACGACGACGACGACGACGAGAAGGCGGGCACCUGGGGAAUGAGCAGCAAGGCGCUCAACAUGUUUGGUUUCGGUGGAUUUUUCUCCUCUGCGUCACAGGGUCUGCUUUCUUAUCAGAUGGGGGCCUUUGGUGAUCACCAUGACAUCACCAGCGUGUUGGAAAGCGAGCCACUGGGUUUCUCGUCAAAGUGCUCAUCCCCGAAGACAACACCACAUAGUUCACCAAAGAGGAAGGGGUUCGACAUGUCUAGCCCAUUGACGCUCCCGGAAAGGUUAUCAUCAUUGAAGGCUCCACAUGAGUUUCCAACCUACGAACAGCAUCAAGAAGAUGAGGAAGAAAAAAAUCAUCAAGCACCGCGUCUUACACGCUUCCAGGUUGUUUGCAUCAGCUGCGACUCGGAGAGGGAACAACUCUGUUCUUUGCUUAGCGAUGCCCCGUCGUCGUGGCUCUGUAUUUCAUCAGUUUUCGGGCCUAGCCAAAAUGCACUAGUUGAGGCAUGUCUUGAAGCUUUUGACGUUCAUGUAUUUCCGCGUCUUGUUGUCGUGGAGACUGGCCGUAAAAAUGAUCUGUCAUGGUCUUCCAGUGAAGUUUCCCAGCUGAAGCCGUCCUCGGACACCACUGUGAAUGUUGUGUUGGCGCGAGGAGAAGAACCUAUUCUCCGUGGCAGUAAUAUGAAGAAAUUCCCAUGGAAGGGCGAGGAAUGGGCUGGUGCGCCGGAACUGACGUUCUCGCGUCCUGUCGUCAGCGAGAUCUCGUCGCGGGGCAACUGCAGCAGUCUUGUGAAAAGGAUCAUAGCGGAGGGUGGUUCCUUGUUUGUUCUUUGCGGGACAGGGAGGGUUGCGGCGAAACUUCACCAGGCGUGCCUCGCGGCACUGCAUGAGUCCGGGGCCUGGUGGUCACAGGAAAUAGAGCGGCUCGCCAAACUCCUUGUGGACUGUGAGAUGUCAGCGACAGAGUGGAUUGCUGGCGGUGCCAACCGAAGUGAAAGUGGACAACAUCCGGGAGAGUAUGACCAGGAAGCUGCAUCUGAUAUAGAUGCUCCCGUGGCGACAGGAGCAGCAGCAAUCGUGGGGGCCACAAAAUUGGGGUUUGAUGCGCGUGAACUUUUUCUGCCUGUGUGUAUUUAUGAUGUAAUCAUCGAGGAGCAUAAAGACAAAAAUGCUGGCGAUGAUAGUAAACAAAGAAUAACAAACAGGAGCAAUAGUGAUGACAGCUCUGAUGAUGAUGAUGACGCACUGAAAGAGGAAAAGGCCAUGCUUCAGGAAUACGUCCUGUCUGAAGUACUGGAAGAAAAUGAGCACCUUUUGCCACCGGUGGAAGGAGAACCGUUUCUGGCGUGUCUGCAGUGGCCUGACCGACGCGCAGCCGUGCUGCGGCGCAAGUUUGACUUUGAAGCGUCAUCUGUCCUGGCGUCAUUCAUGCCACUGCAAACAUCAUGCAGUGCCGCAACGGCAACCUCGUGCUCGCCAGGUUCUCUCCCACCGGGGGGCACAGCGCCUGCUGCAGAGGUGCGGACGGCCGGCGCUAUGAUGUGGGAGCCCCUUGUAGAGUGUGGCUCCGGGCGCACAUCUCUCUCUGAAACGCUGCGCCUGGAGCCGUCUCCGGAUCCGUACGUGGCGAAUCCAUUGUGUUCUGCGGCGCAUGUGAAAGCGUUCAUUGCCAAGCACGCCCUUCAGCGAUGUAGGUGA